UUGGCCUGCAUCUGGAUCUCCUGGGUGGCGAAGGGAGUCCCCUACGCCAUGAAUCUUCAUGGUGAAAAGACAUUGAAUUGAACCGGUGAACAGAGGUUGCCGUCCACGCAACCGAAAGGAUACUUGUAUCUUUUAAAAUGGAGUUAGUAACGACAACAAGAGAUAGAGGAGAGAGAGGUGAGGCAGGAAACUGGUUGGACGAGAGAGAGGUGAGGCAGGGGACAGAGGAAGUUUGUUUUGGCAAAGAGGGAGAAGAGCUUGAGGUCGUCAGGAGGAGAAUCUGGUAAGAGGGGAGAGAGACAGGGAGAGGGAGGAAGGAGACCUGAUUUGGCAACAAGGAGGAAGAAGGAAUUUGGUUUGAGAGAGGGAGGGAGAUGGGUACAGAGAGCAGCAAGGAGGGGGAGAUAUCGGAGCCACUGUUAGUGGGGAGUGAGAAAAAUGAGAGGGAAGGGGAGGCGGAGGAGAGGAUCCCGCCAUGGGGGGAGCAGAUCACCAUCAGGGGGCUGCUGGUGAGCGCCCUGCUGGGAACGCUCUUCUGCAUCAUUACCCACAAGCUCAACCUCACGGUGGGGAUUAUCCCCUCUCUCAACGUCGCCGCCGGCCUUCUGGGGUUCUUCUUCAUCAAGUCGUGGACGGGGUUCGUCACCAACCUGGGCUUCUGGAGUACUACCCCCUUCACGAGGCAGGAGAACACCGUCAUCCAGACGUGCGUUGUCGCGUGUUACGGCCUCGCCUUCAGCGGAGGAUUUGGGUCAUAUCUGAUUGCAAUGGACCGUAAGACGUACGAGCUAAUAGGAGCAGACAAUCCUGGUAAUAGAGUGGAAGAUAUAAAGAAUCCAUCAUUGGGCUGGAUGAUUGGAUUUAUGUUUGUUGUUAGUUUUCUUGGACUAUUCAGUCUUGUUCCAUUACGCAAGAUAAUGGUAUUGGACUAUAAGCUCACAUAUCCCAGUGGGACGGCGACGGCCUUGUUGAUAAAUAGUUUUCACACAAAUACGGGAGCUGAACUUGCAAGGAAGCAAGUUCAGUGCCUUGGUAAAUAUCUUGGCAUAAGCUUCUUCUGGAGCUUUUUCAAGUGGUUCUUCAGUGGUAUUGGAGAUUCUUGUGGGUUUGACAACUUCCCAAGCCUUGGUCUGCUAGCAUAUAAGAACACGUUCUAUUUUGAUUUUAGCCCAACUUACAUUGGAUGUGGACUUAUUUGCCCCCAUAUUGUCAAUUGUUCUGUACUCCUUGGGGCGAUUAUCUCCUGGGGCAUCUUGUGGCCAUUUAUUAAAACACAUGCUGGCGACUGGUAUCCAGAUGGCUUGGGAAACAAUGAUUUCAAAGGUCUCUAUGGAUACAAGGUUUUCAUAGCGAUUUCUCUCAUUCUUGGAGAUGGUGUCUACAAUUUGAUUAAGAUAUUCUCUGUAACUGCAAGAGAGAUGUUUGUUCAAAAGCCAAAGCAAUACCAGAUUCCUCUCACAAAUAAGUUGCAAGAUGCUGAGACUAUGAAACUUGCCAUGGAGGAGAAGAGGAGAGAUGAGGUAUUCUUAAAAGACAAGAUCCCUAAUUGGCUUGCUGCCUCUGGUUACGUCCUCCUAGCUGCCAUCUCAACAUCAACCAUUCCUAUCCUUUUCCCGCCACUCAAGUGGUACUUCAUUCUUGCUUGCUACGUUGUUGCCCCUGGCCUUGCCUUCUGCAAUUCGUAUGGCACUGGACUGACCGACUGGAGUUUAGCUUCUACAUAUGGAAAGCUUGGGCUGUUCAUAUUUGCUUCAUGUGUUGGUAGCAAUGGUGGUGUCAUUGCUGGAUUGGCGGCAUGUGGAGUGAUGAUGUCGAUCGUCUCCACUGCUGCUGAUCUUAUGCAGGACUUCAAAACUGGUUAUCUUACAUUCUCAUCUCCAAGAUCUAUGUUUGUUAGCCAACUAGUGGGCACUGCAAUGGGCUGUGUAAUAGCUCCAGUUACAUUCUGGUUAUUCUGGAAUGCUUUUGAUAUUGGCGCACCUGAUGGACCAUACAAAGCUCCAUACGCGGUGAUAUUCCGGGAGAUGGCAAUUCUCGGAGUGGAGGGAUUCUCAGCACUUCCAAAGCACUGCUUGGAGAUCAGCUGUGGUUUCUUUGUAGCAGCACUGGUUAUCAACUUGCUAAGGGAUGUUACUCCUAAGAAGGUGUCAAGAUUUAUCCCAAUUCCAAUGGCUAUGGGGAUCCCCUUCUACAUUGGAGCUUACUUCGCCAUUGACAUGUUUGUGGGGACUGUAAUCUUGUAUGUUUGGGAGAUAAUAAACAGGAAAGACGCAGAGGAGUACGCUGGUGCUCUUGCAUCUGGUUUAAUUUGUGGAGACGGGAUAUGGACAAUACCAUCAGCCAUUCUUUCCAUUUUCAGGAUCAAUCCGCCCAUCUGCAUGUCCUUUGGACCGUCCGGAAGCAGCUGAAAAAGAACAAUACUCUCUUCUCCGUUGUUGAAAACUAUGGAAAACCCUGUAUAUAACCUCCCUGCAUCAUUGGUUCAUGCAUUAUCCUCUGUAAAUAUAACCAAUUCUCUUAUAUGCGUUGCUAAAUGCGAUGGUUUUAUUUA
Molecule: messenger RNA, 2551 nt
Organism: Nymphaea colorata (pocket water lily)
Lineage: Eukaryota; Viridiplantae; Streptophyta; Magnoliopsida; Nymphaeales; Nymphaeaceae
Product: probable metal-nicotianamine transporter YSL6
Exons: 7
Coding region: 375-2408 (677 amino acids)
Cellular component (GO): vacuolar membrane
Molecular function (GO): oligopeptide transmembrane transporter activity
Source: RefSeq, a predicted model, not a curated record